AAGAAUCGUACUUGUCGUCUGUUUCCCUCGUUUUUACCGAAAAGUAUGCCCGACGGUGAAAAACCUGUGAUACCUCCACCUCCCGCGAUACAUAUUGAACAAACUUUGGCGUUAAUCAAGCCAGACGCAAUCGACAAAAGCGAUGAGAUCGAAGAAAUAAUACUUCUUCAUGGAUUCACCAUUUUACAGGUAAUGUUUCUCAUAUCUUAAUUCUAUCGUGUUGUUUCUUGAGUUAAGUAUUCAGUAACACAAAAUUAUUUACUAUUACAACUUUCUAAUAUCUAUAAUGUUUCUAACCGUGGUUUUUCCGUAAAAGAACUUGAAUUAUCUAUAAAAAAAAUCCUUGCCUUGUAGUAAGUGCAAAAACAAAAACAGAUCACCAAAUAAUCUUUCGGCUAUAUGCACCACAGUUAAUGUACAGAUUGAGAUUAUAGGCUGUUUAACGAAAUACAGGCAACAAGUUCACAAUUUUGACAGUUUAAAUGUAAAAUAUAAUCACCAAAAGCGGAAAAGGCCGCAGACAUAGUUGUAUAUUAAAUUUGUACCCAUUCAGUUUUAAUUGCCAGCUGGAGGCGAACAUAAACGUAUACUUUUCAUCUCUAGCGAAGUUUAGACAAAAAUAAAAUAAAGCCUGCUGUGAUCUUUACUAACAGCAUAGCCAUACUUGCACAUUACCAAUAUGUACAGACAGUUGCCUGUGAAUAAGGAGUGCCCUUCCCCCCCCCUCACCCCCACGUACACACACCCACUUACCAAGUUCACAUAUGCAGUGGUAAAGAUCUGUAGAUGAAAAAUUUAUAUCUCUUUUAAUUUGUAAUACAGUAGAACCCAGGUAACUCACACUCAGUGACUCAAACUCCCCGCUAACUUGAACUUAGUCCCAUUUCCUUUGGAUUUAACCCCACUUGUCAGUCAUUUUUACAUGGUGAACUCGAACACAGAUAAUGAACUCCCAGUUAACUUGAAGUAAAUGUCUUUUCCUUUGAUCAAAAUUUACCUCGAUAACUUAAAUUCUGGUUGUUUCAACUCACACCCAUGCUCGCCCAUGUGUUACAGGGUUAUACUAUAGUAUUGUAUUUCUUUUAAAUUGUGUUGCACCACUUUUUUUAUUACUCUGUUUCUUUGUGGAAAUACAACUUUAUAUGUGUUAAAUUUGAAAUAAAGUUUAAAAUGACGCACAGCUUCUCUUUGACAAAAUCUUAAUAAAUUUUGUUACUUAGAAAAGAAGAGUACAAAUGACUCCAGAACAGACAAGUGAUUUCUAUGCUGAACACUAUGGAAAGAUGUUCUUCCCAAGUCUUGUAGCAUACAUGAGUAGUGGGCCUGUCUUAGCUCUAGUGUUAGCAAGGCAGUCUGCUAUUUCUUACUGGAGACAGUUAAUUGGACCAACUAACACACAGAAAGCAAGAGAUCAGGCACCAGAAAGGUAUUGCAAUAUUAUGACUUGUAGUGUUGUUGCUCUCUUUCGCCAUGGAACACUUGAAAAACACAUGUACUGUAAUUUAUUACAUACAAUGUACACAGGUAACCACAUGAUGUAAAGUCUAAUUUGGAAUCAAUCAAUCAAUCAAUCUUUAUUUGCUCUUUCACAUACUAGUUACAGAAUAAUAUAAGAUAAUUUUAUAUCUGGGCAGGAGCUCUCAGCAAACCCUUUUGGGCUUUACGAGGAGAGCCCCUGAACAAGUUUACUACAAUGAUUUCAUUAUAAAUUAACCCAAGUAGUUUUUUUUAAGGAGGUAACAAAAUUGCAUGAACCCAGGAAGUGUGCAUGAUUCAGAGCUUUUCAAAAAACUAGAAUUACUUUUAAUUAUCCAAAUGAAAAUAUUGCACAUAAAAAUCAUGUUAUGUCUUAUUACUGGUAAUAAUAAUAUUAGUGAAAAAAUUGCUAAUAGCUUACAGAUAUAAUUUAUGGUCCAUAAAGUGAAUUGCAAUUUCCGAAAACACAAAGUGCAGGAAAAUGUAUUUAAUUCAGUACUGGAAGAAGGAAGUCAAAUGCAUAUUACAUUAAUUUUUUUUCCUUCCACUUAAUUUUUUCCACACGAUGGGUGCAGCAUUUACCUCUUACAGAGGUAGACGGGUGCAGCAUUUACCUCUUACAGAGGUCAAUGCUGCACCCAUCCCCCAUGGUAAUCAGUUUUUACAAUUGUAUUCAAGGACUUGCACAGCCUUUACAAUGUAUGAGUGACAACUUUACUAAAAACUAAUGUUUAGAAUUAUUUAAAGGUUUCUACACGUACUUUGUUCUCUUUUAGCUUAAGAGCUGUCUAUGGUACAGACAGCACCAAAAAUGCUCUUCAUGGUAGUGACAGCUAUUCCAGUGCUGAGAGAGAAAUACAUUUCUUCUUUCCUGACAGUAAGUGCCAUGUAUGACAUUACCAACACUGCAUGUAACAGUUAACAAUUUUAUUAAUGAAUGAGGUUAAGUGUCUUAUGAAGAAUUAUGGAGAUCUCGGAGGGUGUUAUCCACCUCAGCCUACGGCCUCAACAGAUGACACCCUCCUCAAUCUCCAUAAUUCUUCAUAUGAUACGAAAGCCGAAUUCAAUAAUUGUUUUAUUAUUCAUUCAAAAUAAUUCCUAGUUUAGAAACAAAAAAACAUGCUUACCUCCAUCGAUGUUAAGUUCACCUUCGACAGUGCACGUUUAGGGUUGUUUGGCUCCACAAAUAUUUUCCAAUUAGCAGAUGUCACCCUUCAAAUUGUGUUCUUGCUGUUCUUGCUAUGUUUUUAGCUAUUAUUUCACCUAGUUCUUACCCUUGAAGCGAGUGAAAUGUCCACCAGUUUUGUUUUCACAAUCAAAACAACUUAACCUCAUCCCCAGGUCUUCUCGCUUAACAGUGCAUUAACCUGCAAGAAUGCUGCGUUUUUUAUGUCAUUUCCUCGUUAAGCACAAAAUUCUUCCAAAUUUGGUUAUCAGUAACUGGUUAUGGUGAAUUAUGCUUGUGCUUUUAGCCAAUCAGAAUCGGGGAAAUAUUUUGAAUGAAUAGUAAUGAAUGUUAAUAUAUGAGUUAAUGUUGCACCUUUACCAGUUGUAAAAAUUUAAAAUAAUUCAUUUAACCAUGAUUUGUUGAGACUGAGUGUAUAAAAAUGGUUGACAUAAUUUGUUGUGAUAGAGUGUUUUUCUGUAAGCUUACACUCAGUUUUCUGAAGCUUCAAUUGAGUUACAUGAUUGAGGACCAGAGUCAUUUCAGAAUAACAGUCAUAUAGAACUGACCCUCUCAUGUAGAAGAUUUAUCAGGUAGUGCUUGCACCCUACAUCAUUAAAAUAUUUUGAAACUCCCAUACUGGUACGUCUACCAACGGCCACCUCUGUACAAGGGCUACCUUUGUCUGUCCCGGCGGACAUAAAAUCCAUACAUUGACUCUUGUUUAAAACCUCUCUACAACGUCUCCUCUGUCCCCAAGGUGGCUGUUAUAGAGAGGUUCAACUGUAUUCUUCUUUGUCAUAUUAAUUCAAUCAUUAAUUUGCUCUAUGAAAAGUGCACAGCAUAGAUUCUAACCUGCAGAAAAUGUAAACCUUGUAGGUGUUGUGGAACCUGUUGCAACAGGCCAAGCAGCAAAAGACUACCUGACAAGAACAGUAACUCCAACAUUACUAAAAGGACUUACAGAACUAUGUAAGAAGAAACCAGCCGAUCCAAUAGUAAGCUGUGAUUUUUGUUCUUGAUGUAUGCAACUAUUAAUCAUAGCCAAAUGUGAAAAUCUUGCUUCUUAAGCUAGCCUAAGAUAAUAAUCUGUCAAUUUUCUUGUGGAAACUUAGAAUCUUGGACAAAAAGUGUUAAGAGUUUGGCUCUCUUACCCACAGGAUGCCCAAGUGGUGGAUUUUGCAACACAGUGACCCCUCCUCCCACCCCACCCUAAUCAUUGUUUUGUGUGGAUAAAGGGGGUAGAAAGUAGAAGUGCUUUAAGAAGCUGUAUUCUAAAAUUAGAAAACAUGGAACGUGCAUUUUUCUUGCCCAAGAUUGUUAUUAAUGUACUAAAGUUUUGUUUUAUCAACAGAUCUGGUUAGCAGACUGGUUAAUAGUGAACAAUCCCAACAAACCUAGAGUACAGGAAGGAGACUACAUUGUUGAAGAGCCAGAUGACUGAUGUUUUCUAUACACCUACGAUGUGCAUUCAAUUCAUUUUGUACUGUCUCGUGACUUGUAAAUAUACCGUAGUUAGGUCAUUACCUUUUCGUUUUAAAAUAAGAAUUUUUCUUCGACCUCAUUCAACUAAAAAUGUGGGGAAAAGUAAUUCUGUUGACUGAAAGGUAUUGAGUAUACUUUUGAAUCUUUCAUAUGUAGGCGGUCCGGCAUAUACACAUAUAACUUUUUUUAUGCAACACUGUUACAAGUGUUUUCUCGCAGCACGUAUGUAAAGACUAAGGAAAGAUGUAUAUAGCUAUAUAAAGUGCUCUUUCAACUCAAUCUUGCCUUAUUCUUAUUUUCUUGUUACUGUUAGGAGCAAUUUUCUUUUAAAUUCAAAUGUGUAAAAAACACCUUUAAAAAAAUCUCAACAAAAUAUUGGACAUUUGCUAACCAUAGUUAAUAGAUUGGAAUGGUUAUGAAACCUGUCAGACUCCUUUGUUUUAUGUUUUUUGUGGACCUGACGGUGCACAACGUUCAGUAGCAUUCCUAGCAUUUUGAUCUUGUUAACCAAUAAAAACGUCCCAUUAAUUUAUUGCGUCACAUUUCACCAACAGAAAACAAAGGAUUGUGCACCUUCAGGUAGCUUCCAACAUAAUCUGCAGCAACGUUGUUUUCAUUUUUGAUGUUUGUUGUCUUUCAUAACCAGACGUGAUGCCGGCACUAACCAAUUCAAUUCAAUUCAAUUCUUUAUUCACACUAUAUAAGAUAUUUACAUAAGUGUACGUAGGUACGAAAAUAAAGUAGCUGACAAAUAUUAAUUAUUUAAAAGACAUUAAGUUCAUUUGUGUACGGUGUCCAAAGUAGCAAGAUCUUUCUUGUUGGACUCGUGAUUAUCUUUUUUUUGCAUUUCAAAUGUGAUAAAUAAAGUGCAAAACUAUGCAAUAGAAAAUAACGAUAAGAAAUCUGCUCGUUGAACUAGCACACUGUUUUUCCUUGCAUGACAAUCAACGAGUAGUGC
This is a messenger RNA of Porites lobata, 5084 nucleotides long. The record is from the annotation of a GenBank genome assembly. Lineage: Eukaryota; Metazoa; Cnidaria; Anthozoa; Scleractinia; Poritidae.